AUCAGCAUUACUCACGAUGCUGUCGAAUUUGAUGUAGCAUGUUCGGAUGGCAUGACCAAAAAGUUUACGGCUUAUUUUGACAAGAAAGGACUUCACCGUCGAUACGGCCACUACAGCACUAUAGUUGGAACAAAGUAUCCAUGGUACACUAUUAACCUGGCUACAGAUAAACUAAUGGACGCCACAAAUAUUGUUUAUGGAGGUUAUAAUCUUGCCACAUACAACUGUAAAUAUUAUGCCUAUAAUAUUUUCACCUUGAUCCGGGCCAUGUUCAGUUGCACAUGGAAACCUAACAAUUGGUGCGGUUUCUAUGCCAAGACAAGGUCAACUGGUAAAUCGCCAAUGGUGCCAUUCAUAUGCCGAGGUGAAGGUGAUUGGCGCAGGGGACCGGUAGCCUGUAGUACAAUUUGCCAGUACAAGAAUUAUGUGCUUGAGGUGGACGUGACCUAUGGUCUGAUGGUUGUCACAGACGACCGACUCUUUGACUUCAUUGGCACUCAUUAUACGGAAUCCGAUGACAAGAACUCAAUGAUUGAGACAUUGAUUACG
Molecule: messenger RNA, 549 nt
Organism: Oppiella nova
Lineage: Eukaryota; Metazoa; Arthropoda; Arachnida; Sarcoptiformes; Oppiidae
Source: the annotation of a GenBank genome assembly